AUGAUACCUUGCUAUGAUGAUGUUCGUCAUAUAACGGAAGAAUGCUUAGCACCUUUUCACUGGAAUCGGAGGAAACAGCGUCAUCAUGAAUGUUCCAGUAAAGCCAAUCGACAGCUGGUCAAAAGGAAUUCGCCGUCAUCUUCUUGUGGAACCGACCUUCGAAUCUCUUCACGCAACACUUUCACUCGAAAUGGAAAAUAUGAUAUGGCAAAAGGACUCCAUUCCUUGAAAUUCACAUCUGCCCUGUGGCCCAAGGGCACUCGUGGCAAUGUGGCCGAGUGUUUAACGUGUCAAGCUCCCAUUCUGCACUGUCACGGUUCGACUCCCACCGGGGGUGUUGAUAAUACCGAUGCGAGGUCGAAACUGCAGUCCACUGGUGCCUGGAUCAGAGCAACUUUUGGGUAA
Protopolystoma xenopodis is the source of this 405-nucleotide messenger RNA. The record is from the annotation of a GenBank genome assembly. NCBI's taxonomy places the organism in Eukaryota, Metazoa, Platyhelminthes, Monogenea, Polystomatidea, Polystomatidae.